AUGAUUAUGGCUAAAACUACUAAUCACCUUAUGAUAUAGGAAACAGUGUCAAAAGUCUUACUCUUCCAAACAGCCAGAAUAAAUAGAAGUGAUUUGAAUAGUAUGAUAGAUGAUAAGGAAAUGGGAGCACUAACCCAAAUGCUUUCUUUUUAAGAUCCAAAUUUAGACUUAAAGUAUGAAGGCUCCUUAGAGUAAUAGGCACGAAACAUGUCAUCUUUGGAAUUAAUUACCUAGAGAAAUAGCCCUUUGCUAAGUGGUCGUGAUUCAAACAGCCUUUCAAGAUUAGAGCUCAGAAUAAAUAACUAUGAUAAACCUAUUAAUGAGAUUUCGAGAGUACCUUUAAAACCAGCUUCUUGGAGAAGUAAGUCUGAUAGAGAAGGUGAUGACUAUUAAAACAAUGAGGAAAGCAGUUUCAUCAAUUAAGUUAAACUAAAGCCGUAGAAAUAUAAUCCGAAUUAGGAAUUCUCAGAGAACGUGAUGCACAUUCUUGAUAGAAGUCAUAUCAAAUACUAGGUUAAUUUAGAUGAUGAUUUUACUAUUGAAUCUCAGAUAGCAAAGAAAACAAUAAAAACUGAGUAAAAGAUUAUGAAAAUGAUGGGACCUAGUAAAUUCCAAGAAUACAAGAGCGAACAACUUAAAAAUCUUAAAAAUAAAAGUGAUUACUUUUUGCCUGACAUUAAAGAUUACUACAGAAUAAUAGAGAGAGGCUUAGAGAAAUUAAAAGAAAAGAACUAUGAUGAUUGGAGCAUGCUGGUUAAAAUGUGUUUUGAUGAUCCCUACAAGAAAAACUAAAUUUAAAACUAAGUCUCCAUCGGCUCUGUUGAGUUAAUGAGGUUUCAUCCAUUUUUCAACAAACUUAGUUACUAUGCUGUAAAAGACUUUGUAUCAGGAUGUAAAGUAGUAAAACUCAGACCUAAUUAGUUAUUAUACAGAUAGGACGACAUAAGCACUGUGAUCUAUGUGAUCAUGUUUGGCAAGAUUAUACUUCAUCACAGGAUACUUGGGGCACUUGGGGUAUUAGGGAUGAGUAAUACAGUAGGAGAAGAGACAAUGAUUGAGCAUAAAUUAAGCAAAAAGAAGGAUGCAGCAUAUGCUUAAAGUGAAUGCUAUCUUUUGGAAUUUGACUAAAAGGACUGGUCUAGAAUAAAAGAUAUAUUGAUAUCAACUGGAAACAAGUCUGAUUAUAUUUUGAUUGACUCUUUGAUAAAACAAAAUUACUAACAAAAAAAGAAUUGGAGAUAAUAUAAGUAAAGAUCUUAUCUCAAUAUCAAGAAUGAAUAGUGA
Stylonychia lemnae is the source of this 1284-nucleotide messenger RNA. Lineage: Eukaryota; Ciliophora; Spirotrichea; Sporadotrichida; Oxytrichidae. The record is from the annotation of a GenBank genome assembly.